Messenger RNA from Solanum tuberosum (potato), 1702 nucleotides. Its product is annotated as methionine aminopeptidase 2B-like. Gene Ontology annotation, molecular function: metalloaminopeptidase activity. NCBI's taxonomy places the organism in Eukaryota, Viridiplantae, Streptophyta, Magnoliopsida, Solanales, Solanaceae. Gene Ontology annotation, cellular component: cytoplasm. Gene Ontology annotation, biological process: proteolysis. The transcript has 12 exons. The record is from RefSeq and is a predicted model, not a curated record. The coding region runs from base 225 to 1526 and encodes 433 amino acids.
AACAAAGCAAAAUUACCAAAUCUUUCUAAUUUCCCCUUUCUCUUUCUUUGGUGAGUGAAAUAAAAGCUAGGGCAAAAAGAUUGCUAAAUACAGCGCCUAUAACUCUUUCUUCUUCUUCAGUUACACAGGUUCUUCACUAUUCUUUGAGUUUGUUGCUGUGCAAUUGUUAACACCUUCUCCCAACACCCCACACUUGAUUCCCCACUGCAGUGUAGACAUUAAUAAUGGCAAAAGAAGAGCCAAACUCUGCUUCCGUUGUUGUAGAAGGAACAUCUGAGGUUCGCGAUGAUAAUGAAACGGCCAACGGGUCUGCUUCCUCACUGCAAAAGGAGGUUGAGGAGAAAGUUGAUGGUUUGACAGUGGAUGAGCCGACGACAGAAGCUGCAAAGAAGAAGAAGAAGAAAAAUAAGAGCAAGAAAAAAAAGGAGCCACCUCAGCAAACUGAUCCACCUUCUAUUCCCGUAGCUGAGCUUUAUCCUUCUGGUGAAUUUCCAGAGGGUGAAAUUCAACAAUACAAAGAUGAUAACUUGUGGAGGACUACAUCUGAGGAAAAGAGGGAAUUGGAGCGCCUGGAAAAGCCAACUUAUAAUUCUGUCCGUCAAGCAGCAGAAGUUCAUCGUCAGGUUCGGAAAUACAUCAGGCAAAUUGCUAAGCCUGGCAUGUUAAUGAUUGACCUGUGUGAGACUUUGGAGAAUAUGGUUCGCAAAUUGAUAUCAGAGAAUGGUCUUCAAGCUGGCAUUGCAUUCCCUACAGGGUGCUCAUUGAACUGGGUCGCAGCUCAUUGGACCCCCAAUUCAGGAGAUAAAACUGUGCUUCAGUAUGAUGAUGUGAUGAAGUUGGACUUUGGAACCCAUAUUGAUGGACGUAUUGUGGAUUGUGCAUUUACUGUGGCUUUCAAUCCUAUGUUUGAUCCACUACUUGAGGCUUCACGAGAAGCCACUAAUACUGGCAUUAAGGAAGCGGGAAUUGACGUACGCCUUUGUGAUGUCGGUGCUGCAAUUCAAGAGGUUAUGGAAUCCUAUGAGGUUGAAAUCAACGGAAAGGUAUUCCAAGUUAAGAGCAUCCGAAAUCUGAAUGGGCACAGUAUAGGCCAGUAUCAAAUCCACGCAGGAAAAUCUGUUCCGAUUGUUAAAGGAGGAGAACAAACCAAAAUGGAAGAGGGUGAAUUUUAUGCAAUUGAGACGUUUGGAUCAACAGGGAAGGGAUACGUGAGGGAAGAUCUAGAAUGCAGCCAUUAUAUGAAAAACUUUGAUAUUGGACACAUUCCACUGCGGCUGCCUAGAGCCAAGCAACUGCUGGCAACAAUAAAUAAGAACUUCUCCACAUUGGCAUUCUGUAGACGUUAUCUAGACCGCGUCGGUGAGACAAAAUAUCUGAUGGCAUUGAAGAACUUAUGUGAUGCUGGAAUUGUUCAGCCAUAUCCCCCACUUUGCGAUAACAAAGGUAGCUACGUAUCUCAGUUUGAGCACACCAUUUUACUUCGUCCGACUUGCAAAGAGGUCGUAUCAAGAGGCGAUGACUACUAACGAUAGAAAUCUCUUGUAUGUUUUGUAUUCCGAAAUUCAGUGAAGAAAAAAAGACUCUUGUUUCUGUAUGUUUCUCAUCGCAUAGCAUCGUACUUCUGUGAGAAAGUUAUCUUUGCAACAGGAAAGAAUGUUACAAAACUAUUAGAUCAAAUUCCAUAUUGCAUAAAUUUUUUGAA